UCCUAGUGCAAGUUCAUAUCUCAACUAUGGAACUACUUUUCAUGUUUCUUCUUUUUUCUUUAUCUCUCAUGUACCUUCUUCCCAAAAUCAUCAAACACAAAUCAAGAUUCAAUCCACCAGGUCCAAUUGGACUACCCUUCAUUGGAAACUUGCACCAGAUCAAUCCAUCAAGCCUACAUACUUCCCUAUGGCAACUCUCAAAAUCCUAUGGCCCAAUCAUAUCUCUUCGCUUUGGUUUUGUCCCAACUAUCGUUGUUUCGUCACCAAGUCUAGCGAAAGAAGUCAUGAAGACCCAAGAUAUUAUCUUUUGCAGUAGGCCGAGAUUGGUCGGCAACCAAAAGUUUUCUUACGGUGGGCUAGAUGUAGCCUUUUCCCCCUACGAUGAGACGUGGAGAGAUAUGAGGAAGAUUUUUGUGACUCAUCUAUUAAGCCCUAAAAGGAUACAGUCUACUAGGUAUAUUCGUGAAGAUGAAGUCUCACAUGCCAUGAGUAAGAUACAUGGGCUAACACUUUCGUCUAAGCAUGUAAACUUGAGCGAAAUCACCAAGAGUGUGACGAGUACUAUCAUGAUGAGAGUUGGUUUUGGCAAGAGGUUCCAAGAUGAAAAUGAAAGAAAGAAGGUUCUUGGACUACUUGAUGAACUACAGGAGACUAUAGUGGAUAACUAUGUUUCGGAUAUAUGGCCUGGUCUACCUUUCGUCAAUUUGGUUGAUAGGUUUAUCGGUAAGACGGAUCGUCUAGAGAAAUGCUUCCAAGAAUUUGAUUUGUUUUACCAACAACUCAUCGACGAACACCUCAAUGGCCGAAACAUUAGGUCGCAUGAGGAUGAGGAUGAUGUUGUUGACAUUCUACUACGACUUAUGAAAGACAAACUCUUCGGCCUCACUCACAAGCACAUAAAAGCCAUGCUCAUGAAUGUACUUGCCGCGGGGACUGAUGCUAGCGCGGCAACAGUGGUUUGGUCAUUGACAUUGUUAAUGAAGAACCCUAACGUAAUGAAAAAAGCACAAGAAGAAGUGAGAAAUGUGAUUGGAAAGAAGUGCAUGAUAGAUGAAGAUGAUCUUCCUAAACUCACUUAUCUGAAGGCAGUGAUAAACGAGACCAUGAGGCUAUACCCUUCAGCUCCUCUCCUAGUGCCCCGAGAAACGAUGAAAGAUACUAUUUUACAUGGCUACAAAAUUAAGCAGAAAACCAUAGUUUAUGUGAAUGCAUUUGCUAUUGGAAGAGAUCCUAAAUAUUGGGAUCGCCCAGAGGACUUCUACCCAGAGCGAUUUUUAGGUAGUGAUAUCGACUUUAAGGGUAAUGAUUUCGAGCUUAUUCCUUUUGGGGCUGGUCGGAGAAUCUGUCCAGGAAUGUUAAUGGGAGUUCUCAUGGUGGAACUUUUACUUGCUAAUCUUCUUUACUUGUUUGAUUGGGGUUUGCAGCAUGGAAUGCAAAAAGAUGAUAUAGACCUGGAUGCUAUGCCUGGUGUCGCCAUACACAAGAAAAAUGAACUUUGCCUUUUAGCUCAUGAGUACAUUUAAAAUAGGCUAAAACUAUCCACACACCUUAUCUGCCUAUUUAGACACCCUUUGUCUCGUAUACGCCUCGUAUAGGCCUAUACGAGGCGUAUAGGGUUACAUCAAAUUCAGUGUCGGACUCAUAUCAGUUCUGGUUUAACUGCUCUUAUAUGCCUCGUAUAGACCUAUACGAGGGUGUGUAAACAGGGACUAGGGUGUGUGAAUAAGUAGACCUUUAAAAUAUUAUUAUUAUCUGAAUUGAUGAUAUCUGUAAGACUUUUUCUAGCACAUGGCUAGAACUUCUAUAGAAUAAAUCUUAAAGCAGUAAUCUCAA
This is a messenger RNA of Helianthus annuus (common sunflower), 1833 nucleotides long. Its product is annotated as cytochrome P450 71A1. The transcript is spliced from 2 exons. The coding region runs from base 27 to 1523 and encodes 498 amino acids. Gene Ontology annotation, molecular function: heme binding; oxidoreductase activity, acting on paired donors, with incorporation or reduction of molecular oxygen; iron ion binding. Lineage: Eukaryota; Viridiplantae; Streptophyta; Magnoliopsida; Asterales; Asteraceae. The record is from RefSeq and is a predicted model, not a curated record.